AUGGCCGCCAACGGGAUCCGGGCGAUUGUCGCCAUGGUCCUCCUCGCGGGCGCCGUCGUCAUGACGCUCUUCGUCUUCCUUGCCGGCGUCACAAACACCAUCCCCUUCAGCAACACCUACUUCCUCCAGUCAGAGACCCAGGGCAUCACUGGCGCCCGCCAGGUCUCCCAGUGGGCGUACUUCUACAUCUGCGCCCCCGGCAACGUCGACUGCAGCGGCGCCUGGCCCGCUCCCUCGGUCGGCUGGGCCUGGUCCUCGGGUGCCCAGGGCGUCCCGGCAGAGCUCAUUGGCGACUAUGGCAACGGCACCACGUCCAUGUACUACUACUACAUGUGGCGCUUUGGCUGGGUCACCUACCUCAUCGCCUUUGCCUUUGCCGUCUUUGCCCUGCUCGGCGGCUUCCUCGCCUGCCUCGGACGCCUUGGUGCCGCCUUGUCCGGCCUCCUAGCCGGCUUCAGUCUAUUCUUCUACACCAUCGCCGCGUCUCUCAUGACCGCCACCUUCGUCAAGAUGCGCGACGUUCUCCAGGCAAACGGCCACCCGUCGUCCAUUGGUCAGUACGGCUUCGGCUUCACCUGGGCCAGCUUUGCGUGCGUCUUCCUCGCGACCAUCAUUUUCUGCAUCGGCGUCCGUGGUGAUGGCUCGUCCAGCAUGCGCCGCCGCAAGAGCACUCGCAGCAGCCGCAGCCGCAGCUCCAUCGGCAGCCGUCGCGUCAAGGACGACUACGCCUGA
Messenger RNA from Microdochium trichocladiopsis, 732 nucleotides. Its product is annotated as actin cortical patch SUR7/pH-response regulator pali. Gene Ontology annotation, biological process: endocytosis; cortical actin cytoskeleton organization; fungal-type cell wall organization. Bases 1 to 732 code for a protein of 243 amino acids. The record is from RefSeq and is a predicted model, not a curated record. NCBI's taxonomy places the organism in Eukaryota, Fungi, Ascomycota, Sordariomycetes, Xylariales, Microdochiaceae. The transcript has a single exon. Gene Ontology annotation, cellular component: cell cortex; plasma membrane; membrane raft.